AAAAGCAAAAAAAUAUUCUAGGCAUGUCAAAAUCUCACACCUACGUACUAGUGUUGGGGGCUAUGUCCACCCUAGGGGCGCAUGCCUAGAGUGACGCCACUGCUACAGCUAUAUCUGACAUAAAACUAGCCCAGCGAGAAAGACAUGCAUAUAUGUAGUUGGAAGAGUUAAGGUUGCGAGAUUACGGUAUCAGAUAGGUCGAACAACAGGACUGACGCAACUCCUUUCGUAUGCAAAUAUUGUUUUUUCCAACAAUCUCUGGGGUCUCGUUAGUAUCUGAAUAAAAAUAGCAACGCCUACGUAAUCUCUAAAUCAUAAGAAAAAUGCACUCUUUUACGGUGCGAUAAAACGAUUGUAAAGCUAUAAGGCCUCCUAAACAAGCAGAGAGUAGUUAGCGUGGUAAAAUACAGUCUAAUACAAAUGAACACAGUACGUAAUGUAUUACGUCAUUUGCACGGGACUGAAUGUUGUAUGCAUUACGUAAUCUACUGAAGUAAACAAAUAGGCAGAUCGCGAUCUCUGCUGGCAGUCAGUUAGUUACGAUUAUACCUGACUGUAACUAUGGAAACAGCUCUGCAGAAUGCUGGUCGACUUCUUGGAGAAGGAAUAAAUUCAGGAGCUUUUCUCUUUGUUACACAACAUGCUGUAGCUUUCUGUGAGAAAGCAAUAAAGCUGCACAACUUUUUAGACGAGACGAGACGUGCGCUAAUCGAAUCUGAAGCGUCACACAAGUUCUCCUCGGAUGCUGUGUACUGUGCUGUAGAAUGGGCGAUAGACUACACGAAUGCCGUUGAAGAGUUUGUCUCUUGGGCUCAUUUUGCUGAGAGGAUUGAGAGAGUAAAAUCGGGGCUAAGAGCUGGUGAUUUCAGAGCACUCGAGUCUCUCUUGGGUACGCUUAGAGAGCAUGAUCAACAAACAAAGAAAUGCUUUGACUCGUUUGAAGGAAAUGUCGCUAGAGCACUAGAGCAGACGUACGAAAAGGCAAGGGCUGUGCAGAAUGAAGUCGCCAAUGCCAACAGCCGCAAAAGAAUUGUGAGGGGUGUCGGUGGGACUGCAUCUUCGCUAUUACUAGCUGGCAGCAUUGCCGGGGUCGCCCUCACCGUGCUGUUUCCACCCGCCGGAAUGUCUUUGCUUGUAGGAGCGGUCGUCGGGUCAGGAGCAGCAGGUACAGCAGGAGUGGCAACUGCUGUUGGUACGGGCAUUGCAGCAGCAAACAUAGCAGAACCAACAAGUCGCUUGACAGAGUUGGGUCAGAUGCUUGAUGAUCUGUCGACGACAGCCAGUUGUUGGCUUUCCAGCGUGAAAAAAGUGGAAACUUGGUUGAAUCGAUGUGUGCGUGCAAUGAGUGUUACUGGCUCAGCUCUUGAGUACGCUAGAACUGGUUAUAUCGACGAUGUCCUGGAAGCAGUGGAGAGUCUUCAGAAAGAAUCAAGCACGUUACACGUCUCUGUCUGCACUGCUCGUGCUGAAUUGAAAAGGAUCAGAGACGAUCUAGAGCAGAGCAGAGCAAGUGCAUCUAUCCAGCAACAAACAGUCUAACAAUAACACAUGGAAACAUGAACUUUCGCGUGAAUUAAUUGCCAAGCAGGAACAUAAUUGAAUUUGUCUACGCGGUUAUGAUCAGGUAGUUUGCUGUAUAGCUGCGAGAGAGUUUCGCUUUGUUCCUAAAAUGUCUUAGUAUUUUGCACGCAUGCGGGCACUUGCAAAGUUUUCUCUCUGGUAGUAAGAGAACAAUCAAGUUGUAUUUAUUAAUUAUUGUAACUGCGAGUUCGUCAACAGAACAUCGCAUACAAUAAUUUUAUUGUACAUAGAUAUAGACAUGUUUGAGUAAACGUUGGAAAACAGAGCCAUGUGUAUGGUAGCCCGGAUGUAUAAUUAGUUUGGUGUACAGAACAGUUUCUUAGAUUUGAGCUCUUGUACAGAUCUCGGGCUAAGCUGCGUACU
Molecule: messenger RNA, 1944 nt
Organism: Corticium candelabrum
Lineage: Eukaryota; Metazoa; Porifera; Homoscleromorpha; Homosclerophorida; Plakinidae
Exons: 1
Coding region: 562-1539 (325 amino acids)
Source: RefSeq, a predicted model, not a curated record